Tigriopus californicus is the source of this 1324-nucleotide messenger RNA. RefSeq lists its product as uncharacterized. The record is from RefSeq and is a predicted model, not a curated record. Lineage: Eukaryota; Metazoa; Arthropoda; Copepoda; Harpacticoida; Harpacticidae.
AUAUUAUUCAAAGGAAUUAACAUUGGAACACUUGUAAAGCAACACAAAUACAGCGUUUGAGUACAUCGAACCAUCUCAUCGAGUUUUGAUUCCGUGUCUAACCAUAAUCACCUUUUAAUUGACUCUAAGUUCUCGACCUUUAAACCUUCCUUUUGGCCUGAAUCUGAAAACGGUGACAUGGUUCCUGCGAUACCUUAGAAAGGUUGUAGGAUAGGAAGUGGCUUAAAAUAUCAAUAGGCCUGUGGUCAAGUCACCCUGUGCUUCUGUGUCGGUCAUUAGGCGUGCCUGGACGGAUCCAGGUUUGUCCCACUUGAUUUUCACCGCCCACACUCCCAGUCUCACACCUGCUCAUGUCAGGGAUCUCACGAUCCCAGCGCUCCCAGUCGAUUUACUCCACGUAUCCGGUUCAGAUCGCGGAAAGGCCCUUGGAUCGUACUCGUAGUCACUCGAGAGGAGCUUAUUGCGAAUGGAACGUGAAGCGUGCCAAACAUGACAGUUUUGAGUACCUCGGCAAUCCAAUUGCACCCCUCUAUCAAGAGUUCGAGGACGACUUCUCGUCUAUAGCCAGUGAAGAGGAUCGCUCCUCGCCAAGUAACAAAAACUCGAGGAGGAUGUCUUGCUGGGAACGAAUCAAGUGGCAUAUCAGAGUUCAUGGCGUGAACGAGGUGUAUCCGGUUCCAAGUGGAUGGAUUGCAAUCUUGUCAGGACUUCAUCUAUUUUGCUUUGCUCUUAUCAUCUUGGGCGAGGCGAUUCUCAGCGCGGAUGAGUACCUAAAAGCGACCAACACUGAUGGACUGGUCGUGUCAGCCAUGGGAUCGUCUUUGGUUGUGAAUAGCCUCGUGGGCUUGAUAUUUAUUUGCGGACCCAAUGAGAGGAAAUUGCUCUGCUUAUUUGUCUCCUCGUGUUUCUCUUCCUUGGUUCUGUGCUUCUUGGUGUUCAUGGCCGAAGACGAUUUGAUCUUCUUCCAACGCGUCAACGCCUUCUACUUGAACGACAUUCCCCAAGGCAAGCUCUCCGCUCAAACGUUGGCCUUUGGGGCGGUCUUUGACCACGAAUCCUUAAACAGCACAGUUCCCAUGGCCUUUCCGCCCACUAAUAUUGUGGUCUUGUCCGUGUUCAAGGCCAUUGGCACAUUUUUCGGCCUUGUGGUCUCCAAACUCAUGAUCGCGACCGUGCUUUGGAUCAAGUUUGAUGUGCUCUAUGAACUGCCCGAUCAACUCAUUGAAGAACCCACUGCAGAGGAAUGCGAGGAUGAUGAACAAGACCAAAGUCGGCGAGCUCAGUUGGCCAAGUUGGGUGGAUUGCUCACUCUAGGUUUCCUCGC